AUGGCCAGCGACGAGGCCAGAAAGGAUGCGGCGGUUACCUGUCGCAUCUACCUGGCCGCUGCCGUUGGUGCACUGGCCCUGGCCGUCCUCAUCGUAUCGGCGUUCACCAUGACAUCACCUGCGGCGAAAUACCAACAAGUGGACGAAGAGGGCGCCACGACUAUGCGCAUCUACCAUGUGAACAUGGAGCCGAGAGAGGCCACGAAGCAAGAAACGGCGUCGCGCAAGGCCGUGCCCAACGCCACCGCGUCGCCAACGAAGACAACAACACCGGACAGCGCUGAAAUGGAGACCAUAGCGAACAUAAAGUUCGCAGAAUUUCCUCGGAAGAAGAGUGAUCGCCCAUCGCGCACGAAGGCGACACCGAGAAGCUUGGCCGUGCCCAAGACCAGCGAAGCGCCGCCUGCAGAUGACGAGGCCCCGCCCGAGACCAAAGCACUGUCGUCUGAACGCGAUGACGCCCGGCCGACGUCUAAGGCCGGUUCAGCUGCCGUAACUACGGUUUCACGUGAGCCGAAAACACUGACUACAGUUCAGCCGAACAGCAUGGCGGACGGUCGAGGCCGAUCAGGCGGUGGCAGCGCAGCGCGCGGUCAGCCUAAGCGUCGUCCCGUGCCGGCCGUCGGUGCCGGGCGAAGGACGCCAACUGAGUCGACGCCUCGCCCGAAACGCGUCCCUAUCAAGAACGGUGCGCCUGCGGAAACAACAAAGCCCCCACCACCAGCCAAUGUCGGCAAGCCGUCACCUCCCGCCGUAGCAGGUAAACAGCCACCUCCUGCCAAAGCUGGCAAGCCACAGCCUCCGGCUACGGCCGGUAAGCCAUCACGUCCAGCCGUAGCCGGCAAGCCGCCGCCUGCAGCUGCGACAAUCAAGCCACCUCCUCCUCCUGGCGUCGCCGGUAAAUCACCAUUUCCAGCCAUAGCGGGCAAGCCAUCAGCAACAGCUGAUACGCCACCACCUCCAGCUAAGGCGGGAAAGCCGGCGCCGCCCCCAGCCAUAGUCGGCAAGCUGCCGAUUCCGGUCUCGACACAGCGACCCCUCCACGACGGUGAUCAGACGAAAGCCACCACGCCGGCAGCCAAGCCGGAGCCGGAGCCAGACGCGACGACAAAAGCUGACGCAGCUGGACUCGGCACCAGCAGCGUACCCGCUGGCGGUUCCGGUGCCGCCGGCGGACACCACGUGGUUGAACCCGAUGGAAAACCCGAGCCCGAAGUUAAGAGGCCCGACGAGGACGACGAAGACGAAGAAGACGACGGGAUGAGCUUCGAAGAGCGCAUAGUUCCGCCAGGGCUGACCGGACGCGGUGACGAAACCGGCGAUCACGGCGUCGAGCACGUAAGGCCCGACCGCCAGACGGCGCGCCAACCAACGGCCCCUCCUGGCGAGGCAGCGCACCGGAAUGAUGCCGACGUCACUCCUGGGGCGGAAACGAGCUCUGCCACCAAAGGAGAAACCAGCGGCGAUUACGACGACGACGACCGACCAGGCAUCGUGGGAGGUCUCAAGAAAGAACAUCCGUUACACUGGGACAAACGGAAAGCGCUGUUGCUAUGCACGGUCGGCUCCACCCUGACGGACGAGGCCGUGUACCCGGUCAAGGAGAAACUCUGCGACCACUACGUCUUCACCCACGUGACCGUGUUGGGGUCCGAGCUGGGUACAAACUACGGCAUCAGCGCCUACAUGACGUUUCGCAAGAUGGCGCAAGAGAACGAGUUCCGCGGAGGCGUCCGUUUCGGAGUCAGCCUGUCGCCGGCGUACGUGGAGUCUCAGUCCGAGUACCGGCCCGCCUUCGGGGGCAUGAUGCAGCGGCUCGCCGACGAGUACGCCGUCGACUCCUUCGGGGUGCUCGGGGCCAAAGUGUCGCACAUGGGGCUCAGGCCGGGUCUGCCCGCCACCAACUGGAUCGCGGGCAUGUCGAAGAGCAUGGACCGCCUUCCCGCCAGGAACCACCUGUUCGUGGGGCUGGUGCUGGAGGCGCACUACCCAUCCCUCCGCCUCGACAGCGUCCGCCAGCAGACACUCGCCGAAACGCUCCGGUCGCAAACGGAGGCGCUCAGAGUGGACACGCUGGUGCUCAUCACGCACCUGUGGGACGCGACGUCGCUGCAGAGCUCGGAAUCGUGCCGCACGCAGCCGCCCUCGCUCUGGAUGCGGGCAGCCACCCACGACGACACCAGCAAACCCACCAUGCCAGACCUGGAAACGUCUGCGCACAUCCUGGGCUUCUUCAAGUCCAACGUCACCCGGACCUUUCUGUCCAUGACCAUGGCAGUACUGAGGUACCGCAUGGAGGAGAGCGCCUCCCAGUCCGCCUACUUGAUGGGCGUGCCUUGCGUCGAGGGUCACCCGACGUCGUUCGCCGAGACCUGCUCGAGCGUUGUGCGGCGGGGAACGCACGGAGGCUUUGACGGCCGCAGCCUCACACCGUGGUUCGCCAAGAAAGGGGCCAUGUUCGCCUACGAGGACCGAAGCUCCAUUGCAGCCAAGAUGAAGGGCUGCCUGCACGUGUUGCGAAGCCUGGGCGAGCUACGCGUCGGCUGGGCGCUGUUCGACAUCGAGCAGGAGCUGCUCCGCGCCGAGGACUGCGACCUCGAGCUGGUCCGACCGGCCGCGCACGGCCGCAUCAGGACGGUCAGGGCUAUCCUGGACGCCCUGGGGAGGACGGCGAACCCGCACGCCCGCCGACGGAGAAGGCGGAGAUGACGGCGCCCAUGGCUCUUUGCUCAACACGACAUACAAUGCAGCCAAACCCCGCAAACUUCCUUCGGAUCUGCUGCUUCUCUGCCGUGCCUUUUUAAGGCGACAGCCUUACAUGGGUCACUGGUUUGAAAAAUCCGUUGUCAGGCGUUAUGGCACCAAAAUUCAUGGUGCCACCAUGUGUUGUUGCCACCAUGGUGCCCCCAACAAAGAU
Molecule: messenger RNA, 2917 nt
Organism: Dermacentor silvarum
Lineage: Eukaryota; Metazoa; Arthropoda; Arachnida; Ixodida; Ixodidae
Exons: 16
Coding region: 1-2709 (902 amino acids)
Source: RefSeq, a predicted model, not a curated record